Messenger RNA from Pomacea canaliculata, 4926 nucleotides. RefSeq names its product phosphoenolpyruvate phosphomutase-like. The record is from RefSeq and is a predicted model, not a curated record. The transcript is spliced from 8 exons. Lineage: Eukaryota; Metazoa; Mollusca; Gastropoda; Architaenioglossa; Ampullariidae. Bases 311 to 1264 code for a protein of 317 amino acids. Gene Ontology annotation, molecular function: phosphoenolpyruvate mutase activity.
CACACAGCUCCAGCACGCGCAGGCCAACACAGACGUGCAUGCACACACGGCUGGCUGCCCCUAUCGCAAUUCGCUGGCCCCUCAACUCCUGUCUAGGAAAAAGCAGUGGGACCACUGUCAGCGCACUAGUCGGCUGACACGGUGCACCACUCACACUUGGCCAAACUUGCAGCGCGUGAAGUACGCGUGUGUGCGUGCAUGCGCUGUGUAUGUGUGUGCGUGUGCUGUGAGCGCGUGCAUUGACCUGCCUUUCAUCACACGCAGGAUAAACAGUUUUCUUGAAGUUCUCUCAACAGACUCCUCCAUUCACAUGGCCCUCGCUCCUCUCGUCUGUCUGCGACGCGCAAACAAACUUCUGUGUGCGCUGCACGGCCAAGCAAAGCGGGUCACGUGUUUCAAGUGUCAGGAGCGGCAUUACGUGACGAAUGGCGGCGAAAAGAAAUCAACCCGGCUGAAGAAAAUGCUGCUGUCCUCAGACCUGGAGUUUCUGAUGGAAGCCCACAGUGGCAUCAGCGCCCGCAUCGCAGACGAAGCAGGUUUCAAAGGAAUCUGGGCCAGUGGUCUGUCCAUAUCAACACAGCUAGGAGUGCGCGACAGCAACGAGGCGUCGUGGACACAAGUGCUGGACGUGCUGGAGUUCAUGAACGACGCUUGUGAUGUCCCCAUCCUCGUGGACGCCGACACAGGCUACGGCAACUUCAACAACGCCCGGCGGCUGGUCCGAAAACUUGAAGAGCGUGGAAUUGCGGGUGCUGCUGUGGAGGACAAAUUAUUUCCAAAGACAAACUCCUUACUGGAUGGACGGCAACAACCCCUGGCAGACAUCAAGGAAUUUUCUCUUAAAAUAAAGGCCAUGAAGGACACGGCUCGUGACCCUGAUUUCUGUGUAGUGGCGCGGGUUGAAGCCCUGAUAGCAGGCUGGAGCAUGGAGGAAGCCCUUAAACGGGCUGAUGCAUUCCUGGAGGCUGGAGCAGAUGCCAUUCUGAUGCACAGCAAACGGAAAGAUCCCUCUCAGAUAGAGGAGUUCAUGAAGCUGUGGAACAACAAGGGGCCUGUUGUCUUGGUACCCACAACCUAUUACACAACACCAACAGAUAAGUUUCGAGAAUGGGGUGCAUCAGUAAUCAUCUGGGCCAACCACUCUGUGCGGGCAUCAGUUCUGGCCAUGCAAAAUUUGACCUCGAAAAUCUACCGUGAUCAGUCAGUGGCUAACGUGGAAAAAGAGAUUGCCACUGUAAAAGAGCUAUUUCCGGCUGACACGUGACGAUGAACUGAAAGAAGCAGAGGAAAAAUAUCUUCCCAAAGCUUAGCAAACAUCAUCUCAAAACUUAUAUUAAAAACUGCUUAGAGUUUGGAUCAGCAGCCAAAAGCUGGGUUUGAUUUUAGAACGGAAAAAACCCCAAGCAUGUACAGAUCUAACGCUAUUUAAAAAAAAACCCUGAGGCAUAUGCAAUGGUGAUAAUGGAAAUGUCAGAAUACAUAUUGUUUCUCCUUUUGUGAAGACAUUUAUGCUGGAGCCAUAGUUAUGAAGUGAGGGUAAGUCAUUGUCACGGAGCAAAAUGGAGAAAUUAAGGGUGUCUUCUUGUGUUGUGAAGUGGUCUUCAAAGCCAGUAGGUGUUUAUUCUAUUUUACCUUAUAACAUCUUUGCUACUGCUUUGUAAUUAUGACUCUAAAGGAAAAGCAAUAUCAGUGAAUUCUGGACUAUGCUUCAUCUCUAUGGAGACAAAACUCCGAUGCUCUUGAUUUCCUCAUGUUGCCCUUGGGCAACAACUUAUUCUCACUAAUAACUAUACCCUGGCAGAAACAGGAUCAAAAUUUUAACAUUCCAGUUCUGUUUGUGUAUUUACUUUAUGUCAAAACUACAUCUACCACCAUCUGAGAAGUCAAGGGGAGAGAAUUGUUUUCUUUUAUUUUCCCAACACUCAUUCAAUACCUAGUAUUUCUUAUGCACAUUAAAAAAAAAAAAAUUUUCAUUGAUGGAACAAAUAAAUGCGAAAAGAGCCACUUCAGUAUUGAAAUGUAUGCACUUAGACUACCAUAAAACAGGAGCACUUGAUUCCUCUAAUACAAGAUGUUAUACAUUUGAGUAGCAUGGUAUCCGACAGAUGUGAUGUGAGGUGAUAUGGCAUCAUAUAUGAUAUGAGGGCUAAUGUAAGGCAGUAAAACAUGCAUGCAAGUGUGUUUGUUGCACAUGAAAUACUUGAUCGGAAUAAAGAACAAAAGGAAAUCAUGGGAAAUAAAAGAAGAAAUGGAUGUUAACAUAGGAGAUCAAACUUUGAGAAGAGUUGGGCAAGUUGGGCAAACAAAAAUAAGUAUUAUCAGGAAGGACUAUCCUAUGGGGAUAGUAAGGCUAUCCAGUUAAUAAGCUUGCAUGGUAGCCCUCUGUAGUACUUUGUAAAUGACAAUUGUAAAGUCUGUAUUAAUUUAAUUUAAUUUUAUUUUAUUUUAGUCCAUCAUGAGGAAGAAAACUUUUGAUGCAUUUAUUGGUAAAUAAUGGUUCUACACACAGUGUAGUUUGUUGUAAGUUGUGUUGCAGAAUUUUUAGGGUUCUCGAUAGGUAGACCACAACAUUUGUUAGCAGAUGUACUAAAGUCUUUACUUCUAAUAAAGCUAAUUUUACCAGAGCAGUAGCACAAGCAUAAGAAUGAAAUAUUAUUUCAGGACUGUUAUUUUAGCAACAUUUCAAUCAACUCACAGGUCUGUAGAGUCUAUGUCAAAAUACUACCAGCAGUGUACUUGACUAUGUUCAUUAUGUGUAUACUGUUAUUCUCAAAUUCUUUACACAUAUUGGACCAAGGAUGCGUAUAGGAUAUAACAAAAAGAAAAAGGGCAAUCUUGGUGUAUUAAUUCACAGAACAGUUUACAAAAGAUGUAUCUCACACAGUGGAGUCUUACUUUACCAUCAGCCCUUUUAUAUAUGUGUAUAAACUAUUUUUUUUUUUUUACCUCAAACAUUCUGUAUAUUCUCACAGGUCAAAGUGAACACUAUAUGAGCUGUGUUUGACAGUUUGAAAAGUCAGUUUUGUGCUUUAUUGUAUUUUGUUGCAUCUAAUAUACCAGAUCCUUCUCAUGAUGGCAGAUGCCCUCAUGUGUAUAUGUCAGAUAUCGUAAGCUGAGAAAGAAAUUCGACUCAAAUACCGUAAACUUCAGGGACUUUUUACCCAGCGUGCGGUUCAAAGAGUGAUGCGGCUUGUUUGCGGAAUUAUUCCGCUUCCAGGAGCAUCAAUCGUCUGUUGUAGCUUCUCUGUAACUUCAAAUCUCGUGUUUACUGUUCAUUAAUUUUUGGUGUUCCUUGCUCAUAUUUUAAAAAUCAAAGCCGCAUACAAUAGAAGUAUCAGUCGCUGAAGCAGACACACACUCAUCAUGCCGAGCGCGAUAUCAAAAUGCUCACGAUACAAUUUUCUAGAUGCAGGUGAUCGAUCAGGUCAUUAAAAAAGGCAAUCGAGCCGCUGCACAGGAGCUUGGAAUAAUGACGAUGACGAUACUUAAUGAAUGUGAUUAACAUAAGAAUAUUUUUGUUGUAUAUAUUUGUGGCUUAUUUUUGUGAAUAGAGAGUUUAAAAAAAUAGUGGGCGUGCAAGUCAGGGUUGUCUCUCUUUAGAUGCUUAAUUACAGAUUUACAGUUACUCCUAGAACUAAUUAGAAACAUUUCCCUAGAGUCCUUUAUACAAGUCUGUUUGCAACCUGUGUGAGUGAAAAUUUCAUUAUAGGAAUACAUUUAGUAGAAAGCUGUAAUUUGAAAGAGAAAAUAGUAGCCAACAUGCUUACAUGAGAGAGAUCUUAAUGGACUUCUAUCACAAGCAAAAUCAUGGAGAAUUAGUGAUACAGGAGUAAUUUCCAGUCUAGAUAUGAAACAAAUACAGAGCUUUACUGAUAUUUUGCCUUAGCACCAUUGUGCCUCAUGUUGAUUUAUUGAAACUGUUUCCAAUGUGUGAAACCUGCUCAUAGUUCAUUUUGAAAUCAUAUUUGCCAUCCUUUGUGCACCUACAUAUUACUUUCUGUAAUACUGUCUUGCAAAGGCAGUAAAUAACUAUAUCAAAACAUAAAUUAUAAAAAAAGCUAAAAUAAAUGUAUUUGAACUUUAAAUGUAUUGUGUCUAAAUUUGUUUUGACACAGUACUGUAUAUUCUUUCACAUGAAACCAGCCAGUGGGUAUAAUUACAUGGUACUUUGUGUUUUUUGAUGUUCAUUUUGCAAUACGUCUUUUUAUGCUAAAUUCAGACCAUCAUAGCAUAACAAGUUGGUGAUGCUGUCUUCCUCAAUUUUUAUCUUGGAUAAAUAUCAUUUUCUAGUAGCUUAUGAUUUGUAUUUUCAAUUGUGUCUUCUAUGUGAAAUACCAUUCCUGCUAACUGUAUGUAAAGAUGGGCAGGGAAAGUAUUUGUUAAAGCAGUUGAUACUGUUUUUAAAAGGGAACUUCAGUAAUGAUUGCUAAAUGUAUUGGGCAUAAAUAAGUUAAUGACUAGAGCACUAACAUCCAGGGUGAAGGCAUGCACAGCAGAGAGUUAAAAACCUGCUUUUUUCCCCCAAGUAGACUCGUUUGUUAAACAAGUUCAUGACUCCCUGAGAGUGAAGGGGGUUAGAAAAAAAUGACAGCGAGGAGCACUAUCCUUACAAUAAAAUGACACAUCACUCCCCAGAUUUAAAGGCUUCUGUACUACCUUUACCAGUUUUCAUCACCAAUUUAUCAUCAGUUGUUGUUGGCACACACAAGUAUUGAUGCAUCUGCUUUUGACGUGUUCAUUUACAUUUCAUGUCAUACUCACCUGAAUGUUUCAUAUGCGGGGUUUUACAUAAUUUUUUGGUCAUUUUAAUGUUGUAGUGUACUUUAAAAAAAACAAAUCUCAAAGUGAAUGUUGAGACCAAGGGAAAAACAAGUUCAAUGGGAAGUUUUUUUCUGAUGGGUAAACAAUAAAAUCAGCAAAUCACCC